Messenger RNA from Serpula lacrymans var. lacrymans S7.9, 501 nucleotides. RefSeq lists its product as uncharacterized. Gene Ontology annotation, molecular function: S-adenosylmethionine-dependent methyltransferase activity. NCBI's taxonomy places the organism in Eukaryota, Fungi, Basidiomycota, Agaricomycetes, Boletales, Serpulaceae. The annotation marks the transcript as partial. The record is from RefSeq and is a predicted model, not a curated record. The transcript is spliced from 6 exons.
GGGCCUCAUGUGCCGUUCUUCUCCAGCCGAUGUCCCUUGGUUGCACUGCAUCGUACGCUGAGAUAAUUAAUAGUCAGUCAUGACCCUUCCAAGUAAAAAUAUCGAGUAUGGCACAAAAGAAUAUUGGGAUCACAGAUAUAGCCAGCAUUCGGAUAGUGCAACUUUUGACUGGUUCAAAUCAUACGCAGAAGUAGCACAUCUCAUUCGAGAAUAUGUUCCCGACAAGUCCUCGAAAAUACUAAUGCUCGGCUGCGGGAACUCUUCUCUCUCUGAGGACAUGUGGCAGGAUGGAUACAAGAAUAUCGUGAAUAUUGAUUAUUCGUCAGUAGUCAUUCAACAGAUGAAGCAGAAAUAUGGCUCCAUCAGGCCAGGUAUGGAAUGCGCUCUAUCUUUCGGCAAUGCAUCUUUUGAUGUAGCGAUCGAUAAAGGUGAGCUCUGCGGGAAUCUGAGCACUGUAGUCGUUGAUGAUGUCGCGAUAGGUACGAUGGAUGCCAUGAUGGC